AUGAAGCUCGUUGCCACUGCGCUAUCUCUACUUGCCGCUUCUCAGUCGCUUGCAAGCCCCACGCCAAAAUCGAGCGAUGUCUGGAUCGGCUUGAACUUGGAACAGUGUCUCACCAAUGCCACCACCAUCCCUCCGCCAAAUCUGGUGGCCCAGAAAGAGACAGCUCGGAAAGUCAUAGCAGGUUACAACGCCUGGGACAGAGACAGCAUCUUGGAAUACCGGGCCCCCGAGUGCGAGCAACAAGUCCUGCCUGCCUCUAUGAACCGGGCUGCGCAGAGCAACGACGAAUACGGCGCCUAUUUCGAUAGGAUCAAGUCUCUAUACUCAGACUUUACCGUUACUGUCAUGGAAGAAAUCCAUGAUGCUGAGGCACACAGUUGUAUUAUACACGCGUCUAGCACGGCGAGCACAGCUAUUGGGCCGUAUGCGAACGAGUAUGCGUUGAUUAUAGAGUUUACGAAAGACGGCAAGAACGUUACCAAGAUUUAUGAGUUUGUCGACUCAGAUUACUCUAAGAAAUUCGUCGCAGAGCUAGCGAAGCAGGAGCCCGCUCAAUAA
Molecule: messenger RNA, 558 nt
Organism: Pyrenophora tritici-repentis Pt-1C-BFP
Lineage: Eukaryota; Fungi; Ascomycota; Dothideomycetes; Pleosporales; Pleosporaceae
Source: RefSeq, a predicted model, not a curated record